Molecule: messenger RNA, 870 nt
Organism: Clunio marinus
Lineage: Eukaryota; Metazoa; Arthropoda; Insecta; Diptera; Chironomidae
Source: the annotation of a GenBank genome assembly
AUGGAGAGUAUUACAACUGCUGAAGAUUGUGGACUUGGUGUGACUGUUGGUUCAACUGAUGAAUGUGUAGCUGGCAUGUUUCAUGAUGAAUCUGCAACGUUUUCUUCGCUCUAUAAUAUUGCAAAAAUAGCUUCCUUAGCAGCAGAAGAAAGUUUUAUCCCAGAAAGAAGUGCCUUAAAUCUUUUGUCAUGGUUCAAAACGAAAGGGACUUAUAAAAAAUUACACGAAAUGAAAUCAAAUUCAUCGAUAACCUUGAUGAAAGAUUUCACGAUGUUAACUGGUCAAGUUCAAGGUUUAAAUCACUCGUCAUUUAUUUACGAACAAAAAGAUAAUUUAGCAGCGGAUUGCGAUAAAGUUCCAAAAGGUUUCAAUCUCGCGAAAUGUUGCAAACUUCCGGUAUUGGAGAAAGACUACGCUGUGAAGCUGAUUACUGAUCAAUUUAGAAACCAAAGGAUGAGUGAAGUUAUGUUCGAAUGUAAAUCAAUUGAAGCAAUUUUCAAAGAAUACAACAUUGCAAAAGAUGAAGGCAUUGAUAAGGAAGCGCUCUUGAAAACAAUCGAAGAGAAAGUGUUGGAACCAAUUUGGAAGCCGAUUAUUAAAGCUGCUGCUGAAGAAUGUUACGAAGAUAUUAUGGAAGAAAGAGAUGAAAUUGUAAAGGAAUUAGAAAUGAGGCCUUUCAACAUCGGAAGUGAUGAAUGUAAUGUGAUUUACAUGUCACUUCUAACAUGCAUUCAACUUGAAGCAUUUGAUAAAUGUCCACAAGAUCACUGGGUUAAUAGCGAAAGUUGUAAUGAAGCUCGUAAGUGGAAUGAAGAAUGUGGUGAAACGGUCGACUCGUUGAACGAAUUGGGAGCAUUGAAGAAAUCUUAA